Messenger RNA from Acanthaster planci (crown-of-thorns starfish), 3853 nucleotides. RefSeq names its product organic solute transporter subunit alpha-like. NCBI's taxonomy places the organism in Eukaryota, Metazoa, Echinodermata, Asteroidea, Valvatida, Acanthasteridae. The record is from RefSeq and is a predicted model, not a curated record.
UGCAUGACGCAUUCUAUCUGUUUGGGCCUUAAUGUGUAUAAGACUUGAACGCGCAUCACCCUUCUUACCUCGGCUGGGAACCGCGAUUUGUACCAAUUUUAAUCUUAUAGAGUAUCAAAAUCUGCGGCAUCUUUCUAAUCUGGCUUGUGCUGAACGUGAAGUCAACGUGCCUACUAUAAUGUGAAAAGUGGACAGCAUAUUACUGCACCACAUUUUCAGGAUACUGUAAAUUGUUCAGGUCCUUUCCAGUGACCUGUAUCCAUAGGAGAUGGGAGCUUUACUCGGUAUUCCACAGAGGUUCUGCCCUGGUGAAAACGAGACCAACUGGGCCGAUGGGUCCUUAACAUCAGAGCUGGCUAAAUAUCCGCUCUUCACUUUGUUAUUUUCUUAUGCGUCGAUGGCGAGUUUCACAGUCAUCGUAAUAUUCUUAGAAGCUGCGUUCUUUACGGCAACGCGGGUCCCACGUUCGUCCGUGGCCAAUCAUCGCCUCAACACCGUUAUCAUGAUGUCUGCUUUUCCGGCUUUGGUACUGCUCUGUCUACCAGCAGUCCUGAUUCCGAGUGCUGCUGCAUUUUGUCUGGCACUGCAAGACUUAUACUACUCCUUCGUCAUGUUCAAGUUCAUCGUGCUCCAAGUGGAUUACUACGGGGGGCAUCGGAAAAUGAUGGCGCGGCUGGCUGCCGAGAAAGUCAUGUUCAACAUCAAUGUGCCGUUACUUUGUUGCUUCUUUUGCCUCAAACCGGUCCGUCUGACAAGGAAAAGUUUCACGAUGAUCAAGAUUCUGGUGCUCCAAACUUCCAUCAUUAAACCAAUCCUAACUUUUUUCAAAGCAAUCGCUGGUUUCGCGAAGGUGAACCUGCUCGGCGUGCCGGAUUUGAUCCUGCAAGCCUUGACUGUUGUGUCCACAAUGACGGCAGUGACGGGAAUGAACAUGCUCACCAAGGCAUCGAGUAGCAAGGAUCUGGAGAAAUAUGACCUGCCUGCCAAGAGCCAGUUCAUGACUGCCGGCCUGUUGAUGAACGGACUUCAGCCAACUCUCAUCUCCCUGGGGACAGUCUUUAGACCCCUGGGUUGCUUCAUCCCUUUCCCUUCGCUUUUGCUGGCCUCGCAGUGGCAGGCGUUCCUCGUGAUUCUGGAGUCUACAUUGAUAAUGAUCCCUGUCCUGAGAUACUACAGGACGGCUGACAGCAACGUGGUGGGCGUACCCCCGCGCAUCGAGGAGGAAGAAGAGGAGCCGGCAACGCAACUGGGAAAGAUGCGACAAUGGAUCAGACGACACACACUGAUGUAAAGCAAGAACAGGUGAACGCAAAUCGCUCGUUACAUUGAGUUAAAGAGUCCAGGCAGUGAUAUGCUCUCAUUUUUGGAAACUUGUAGUCUUCUUCAGUGUGUGAAAACUUGUUGACGUCCUGCACUGUUUUACGCAUUUACGUUUGCCAAUGCCUUUCUGCACAAUAGAGGGCGUUUUUCCGUGAUGUCAAUCAGAAAAGACACUGUUCAGUUUGUAGAUUUUCUGUUUAUAUUGGAAACCCAAAUCUGCUCACUCAAUAUGUCACUGAGAAAGGGUUGCUGGUUGCUAUGAAUUUCAAGCAACAGUGAAUCACCAAGGAAAAGGAUGUUUUAAGCUGCAAAAUAUUAACAUGUCAGUGUUUUCGAGCACAGAUUAGAGCAACACUGAGGUUUUCUCCCUGGAGAGCCAAAAGAGUACCUAAAUAUCUUGUUUAAAAAGGCAAAUCAGAAUUGGCAAAAAGGAUGCAGAUUUGUAAGGAUUGUGGUAAAAGUGCAUUGCAUAGACCCUUUAAAUGUGACCAAUUAUUCAAAGACCAGGCUGAAGACUUUCAAACAUAAAGAAAUCGUACUAGAUUUAAUUCAAAUUUAAGCUCACAAAAAGGCUUAUUAGUCAAUUCAUUUAACUGGAUUGUUUUUAUUAAACUGAUUAAUCGUUCAGGUGUUUUCACCAUCUUGAAGGUCAACUAUAGAUUUUGCAACUCCUGAUCAACCAUCGCUCAAUCAUUGUUCAGCAUACAUGAUAAUUGCUGUGGUUGUGGAAUUCAUUAAUUUUUUACCGAAAUUUUGCAUUUUAAAUUAAUCAAUACAAUUUAGGCUAACCUGCAUGAUGGGUGGCUCAGUACGUGUUGCUCAAUACAAAGGGAGGACACUAUCUGUACGUGGACUGUGUCUGUUCGUCUUCUCUCGGUAAAAAGUUUGGCAAGCAAGCUCAGCAUUUCAGACAUUUACUGAAAUAGUUCUAUAGUCUUUACCCUCCAUGCACUGGCGUAUCCAAGGGAGGGGCAAUGGGGCCAUCCCCUCCCCCGAGUAAAAAAUGAAACAUAAUGAGAAGGGCGGUUUCGGUGGUUUAUUUAUUUCCUUUCCUAACGCAAACGUGUAAAAACACACCUGUCCUCACCAUUCAGAGGGGUCAUGAAGGAUACACGCCCGAAGAAACCAGUUUCCCCUCCCCUCCCCAAAACACGGUUCCGAAUCCGCCCUUGCCACUGCCACGAUACAGCUUGAUAUUAUACUUCCGAUAGUGUUUCGAACCGAUUAUUCGAAUACACAUGUUUGUCGUACAUCUCAGCAAAGUCACACACAAAACAGACAAAAUUCAGAAAUGGUUAAAAAGAAAAGUGAUACGCAAUUCUGAUGCUUCGAUCUAGCAACAUUCCAAACGUAUCUGCUCAUCGUAAGUGUUUGGUUAGGAAUUGAUUUGUUUAUAAUCAAUCAACAUGCAUUACAGAAUUAUCGAUUCUUUUAUAUGGUUAUCUAUACCUGCUAGCGCUUUAUACUAAUGUAAACAUUGUUGUUUGUAAAUAAUCGACACAACACCAUAUAAUAACAUUCAUCCGCUUAUUUUGUACAUAUGCAAUUUGAUGGAACUGGUUUCCUCGUUUAUUUUGUUCUACAUUGCAAGCAUCAGUCAGCUGAUAACCCUAUACACUUCUAUAUACACAGUAUAAUGCUUUCCUCUCGACUACACUCUCAAUUCCUCAAGCUGUAAAUAGAAAUAUAGUAUGUGUCAUAGGAAGUGUUAAUUUAUCAGAGCGAAAUGUAAUGGAACUGAUUUCGAGUCGCAGAUCAGCAUCGAAAGGAUGUAUUCUGAUAAUACGGUAGCGUAUUUAAGGAAGGAGGAGAAAGAGCGGAAAAAAUAAAGGAAAGGGCCCGGUUGCUUUUCUAUUUGAAACUGACUGUAGAAAAUGCCCAGUACAGAUAUGCUGAUAUUUACAUUGCUGAUAUUCCUAAAGUAUUACAUAAUUAACUCAGUAUCUAUAAUUUAUGUAGGUGUUAGAAUUUUUGGAAAUUCUCUGUCUACAGUUUAUGUAAUGUGUUGGAAUUUCUAGCAAGGGGGUCCUCAACCUCCUUAGAGACUGACCCGUUCGUGUCCAACAGUUCGAUGGGAAAAAAUACCAGAAUGUGGCAAAGAAGCCAAUGGCAGUUAUUGGCAGUAAAAAAUGUCAUUACGCAGGGAUCAACAAAGAUUCCAGUCACUCGUGAAGCUGACAUCUUGUGAUCUUAUGCACUUUGAAACUGUGAGAGCCAUAUGCAUGCCAGUAGUUAUAAUGAUGGAUAUUAACCCAAUUUGAAACAUAUGAAGCAAGAUAUGGGACAGAGAACACCCCCCGCACCUUUAUGUUGGUCAUUGUUUGAUCGGAAUCUCGGGAUUUCUUUACUGACAUGGGAGGGGGUGUUAGGUAACAAAAGUCUAGAGUGUGUGCAGGGAUUGGACAUGUAGGGGGGUACCCCUCCGUCCCAUACCUUGCUGGGUAUAAUUUGAAAUGGCUGUCUGAAAAAAGGAGCCAUGCGUGAUGUUUACUCUUACAUUGUUACAUGACAUUUAUGUAAAUAAAUAGUCGAA